AUGACAGCUGUGGGGCCUGAUAUUAACAUCGACGGAAAAGGUCCGGCUGUGAUCUUGGCUCUCAAUGCUGUCUCAAUCACCAUUGUUAUCGCAAGAUGCAUGACGCAAAGAUUCAUCAUCCGUCAACUGGGACUUAGUGAUGCUUUGGUCGUUGUAUCGAUGUGUACCAUUUCUUCCAUGGCAGCUUUGAUCGCAGUACAAUAUCACUAUGGCUGGGGACGACAUUACGCAUAUCUCGAUCCAUUCCAUAGGAUUGAGGCAAUGAAAUAUAGCGCAAUUGGACAAUCUUCUGGUGUCAUGGGCUCAACUUUUGGUCUCAUGUCCUUCAUUAUCCUCAUGCUACAACUAUUUGGAACUUCUAAAUUAAAGCACGCAGCUCUAUGGACAUUAUUUUGGGUAGAAUUUAUUCCAAAUUGUAUUGUUGUCAUCACAUUGUACGUUCAAUGUAAUGAUAUUCAAGCUCUGUGGGACACAUCGAAUGUAUCUUCAUGCUGGCCUGAGUCUUACCAAACUUAUAUUGGCUACGCACACACAAGUUGGAAUGGCCACACAGAUUUUCUUCUGACUUGUCUACCGGCAACAAUGUUGUGGAGUUUACAAAUGAAUCGUCGUACGAAAUUUGGUUUGGUUUUCUUGUUAAGCCUUAGUUUACUCGCCUUCGUGGGAGUCAUCAUGAAAAUUGUGUACAUUAGAGUACUUGCCGACCGAGGAGAUUAUGCUUAUAACAUAGUUCCAUUCUUCGUCAGGGGGGAGAAGGAAAGAGUUUUGGAACCGUGGGUGGUGAAGAAGGAAGUUGGUUAUAGUGUGAGGGUUGAGGAGACGGCGGAGAAGGAUAUGGAAAAGGUAAAACCGAAGAGGGAAAGAGGGAGAAAUCAUACUUUUAUGGUGCCGAAGAGAGCGAGUAAAGGGAGUAUGAGUAUUCUGAGUCAUGUUUCUAUGGUGUGA
Messenger RNA from Botrytis porri, 945 nucleotides. RefSeq lists its product as uncharacterized. The record is from RefSeq and is a predicted model, not a curated record. The transcript has 8 exons. Bases 1 to 945 code for a protein of 314 amino acids. NCBI's taxonomy places the organism in Eukaryota, Fungi, Ascomycota, Leotiomycetes, Helotiales, Sclerotiniaceae.